Messenger RNA from Ilex paraguariensis (yerba mate), 1857 nucleotides. The record is from the annotation of a GenBank genome assembly. Lineage: Eukaryota; Viridiplantae; Streptophyta; Magnoliopsida; Aquifoliales; Aquifoliaceae.
AUGACGGAUCGAUUGACGCGUAUCGCUAUCGUGAGCUCCGAUCGGUGCAAGCCAAAGAAGUGCCGUCAGGAAUGCAAAAAGAGCUGUCCUGUUGUCAAGACCGAUAUUCCUUCUCAUACCCAGUGCAAUUGUAUAAUUGCAGGUAAACUUUGUAUCGAGGUCACUCCUGCAUCCAAGAUUGCUUUCAUCUCAGAGGAGUUGUGCAUUGGAUGCGGUAUUUGUGUCAAGAAAUGCCCAUUUGAAGCAAUACAGAUCAUUAAUCUGCCUAAAGAUUUGGAUAAAGAUACAACCCAUCGUUAUGGCCCUAACACCUUCAAAUUGCACAGGUUGCCAGUCCCGAGACCAGGGCAAGUUCUUGGCUUGGUAGGAACAAAUGGCAUUGGAAAGUCGACUGCCCUGAAAGUUCUGGCUGGAAAAUUGAAACCUAAUUUGGGCCGUUUCAAUAACCCACCAGAUUGGCAGGAGAUCCUGACAUACUUUCGAGGGUCUGAACUGCAGAAUUAUUUUACUCGUAUUCUGGAAGAUAAUUUGAAGGCAAUCAUCAAGCCGCAGUAUGUUGACCACAUUCCAAAAGCAGUCCAGGGCAAUGUUGGUCAAGUGCUUGAUCAGAAAGAUGAGAGAGACAUGAAAGCAGAGCUUUGUUUUGACCUUGAUCUGAAUCAGGUUAUAGACCGUAACGUAGGGGAUUUAUCUGGCGGAGAGCUUCAGAGGUUUGCUAUUGCCGUUGUCGCGAUCCAGAAUGCUGAGAUAUAUAUGUUUGAUGAGCCUUCAAGUUAUCUUGAUGUGAAACAGAGGCUUAAAGCUGCCCAAGUUGUCCGAUCUUUGCUCAGACCUAAUAGCUAUGUAAUUGUUGUGGAGCAUGACCUCAGCGUUCUGGAUUAUUUAUCAGACUUCAUUUGCUGCCUAUAUGGGAAGCCUGGUGCCUAUGGGGUUGUGACCCUUCCCUUCUCUGUCAGAGAAGGAAUUAAUAUAUUCCUUGCUGGCUUUGUUCCCACCGAAAAUCUACGGUUUCGGGAUGAAUCUCUUACUUUUAAGGUUGCUGAGACUCCGCAGGAAAGUGCUGAGGAAAUUGAAACAUAUGCACGAUACAAAUACCCGACCAUGACUAAAACCCAGGGUGGUUUCAAGCUUAAGGUCAUUGAGGGUGAAUUCACUGAUUCUCAGAUUGUAGUAAUGCUGGGCGAGAAUGGGACUGGGAAGACUACAUUCAUCCGCAUGCUGGCUGGUUUGCUGAAGCCUGAUUUAAUAGAAGGCUCUGAUGUGGAGAUACCUGAGUUUAAUGUCUCUUACAAGCCACAGAAGAUUAGUCCAAAAUUUCAAUCUACUGUUAGGCAUUUGCUACAUCAAAAAAUUCGCGAUUCAUAUAUGCAUCCUCAGUUUGUGUCGGAUGUGAUGAAGCCUCUAUUAAUUGAGCAAUUAAUGGAUCAAGAAGUUACGAAUCUUUCUGGUGGGGAGUUGCAAAGAGUUGCAUUAGCUCUAUGCCUUGGGAAGCCUGCGGAUAUCUAUCUGAUAGAUGAACCAAGUGCAUAUCUUGACUCAGAGCAGCGUAUUGUAGCUUCAAAAGUCAUAAAGAGAUUUAUACUUCAUGCAAAGAAGACUGCAUUUGUGGUUGAGCAUGACUUCAUAAUGGCAACUUACCUGGCAGACAGAGUCAUUGUGUAUGAGGGGAGGCCAUCAGUGGACUGUGUUGCAAAUGCACCUCAGUCAUUGUUGACUGGAAUGAAUCUAUUCUUAUCUCAUCUUGACAUCACAUUUAGACGGGACCCCACGAAUUAUCGCCCAAGAAUCAACAAAUUGGACUCGACCAAGGACAGGGAGCAAAAAAAUGCUGGUUCCUACUAUUACCUGGAUGAUUAA